This is a messenger RNA of Geodia barretti, 2743 nucleotides long. The record is from the annotation of a GenBank genome assembly. Lineage: Eukaryota; Metazoa; Porifera; Demospongiae; Tetractinellida; Geodiidae.
AGACGCUCGCUUUAUGGCGGAGCCACGUCCACAGCUGGCCGAGUUGUCUCGUGCCCUAGACUCUCUCUCCCAGGAGAAACUCCGCUACCUGUGCGUGGAGCUCGGAGUUCCUCCCGCCACUCUCAGCAACAUCGAUGCCAGUCAUCCGCGAGACGCCCUCCGAUGUAUCACUGAGUAUCUGGAGGCCUUACUGGCGUAUGAUGAAUCGUUGUCCUGGGAAAGAAUUGUGGAGGUUCUAAGUACAAGCAGACUCAGGCAAAAAACACUGGCUGUGAAUAUAAAGGAGCGUUACUGUCCGGGCCCGCUGCCCCAAUCGUAUAGUUCUCCCCAAUCUGUUUCAAGCUCAUGUGAUGAUGAGGUUUCUGGUACAAGUGGCUUUGAGUUUUCAACACCAUAUCCUACACCCACACCUCCACGACUGUAUGACAUUGAUUCACCCCCCCAAUUGAAGCCCGCCCUCUUGCCUGCAAAUGAUCUAUCACCUUCGGUAAAAUCAAAACCAAAUGCUGUCGGUCAGAAAUAUGCUAAGAAGAUAACUGGCUUAAAAACAAAAUUCCGCUCCAUUGUAAUUAGUUCAAACAGCUAUCUAUCACAGAUAAUGUCACGGACUGAUAUCGAACAUUUCAAGAUUGAUCUCACAACAUUGCCCAUGAUGGGAAAGACGCACCACUUUCUGAAGAAGAAAAGAAAAAAGAUUCGAAAAGCGAAGUCUGUUCAGAAGGUGUUCGAUAUACUUGAUCCGUAUUGGAACCAUGUUGACUAUGCUCUACUAGAACACAUCGUGGUGAACUAUUGUGACGACAGGAUCAAGAGGAAAAUGGAAAAAUAUAAGAAAAGGUUGCAUAAAUUUGAGAAAGCGACAUCAGUCAAGCAGUUUAUGUCAGUUGCAGCUAAAAGCCAUCCAGUUCCCAAGGGAUAUAGUACAAUGACUGCUACUCUGAAUAUGGAUGCUGAAGAAUGCUCACUGUAUCACGUCCGAGAAAUAAAAGAUUCAAUUGUUGAAAGAGCAAAUCUCGAGCCAUACGUCGCUCUCCUUCAAGACAUCCACGCCAGCUUUGUCGUUCUAACAAUCGCAUUCCCUGCAGCAGGUUGUCAACACGUGAAAAGUGCCUUGGACGUUGACUUCUUGCUAGGACUUGGAAUUUCACCUGACUCUGUUACGUUUGGUUCUGUGCCACGACAGCAGGUGUUUGUUUCAAGAUUAGCUUCUAUCAGAAAUCGUUUCAUUACGAGAGAACAGGUGCUGAAACCGGUCUCUAGUGGGCAGACUGUCUCAUCUAGUGAAUCUUCAAGUCACCACGAGUUCCAUCAUUUCCCGGAUGAUGAGGCGUCUUCCCUAAUGCCAGAUCCACCACAGAAUGUCAGAGAGGAGAUAACCUUCACCUUCGGUCACCACGAUCUAAAGUCAAAGUUCUGCGGUUCAAGGCCAGAUCUGAUGAGGGGAUAUUGUGAGGAGAUAGAGUCCCAGACCCAGAACCAGGAGGUCUCCAUUCAGUUCCAGUGGCAGCCCCACGGUCUGGAGUUCACUAUAGCUGGUCUGGAAGAGGGCGUGGCUACUGCACUACAACUGGUUCAGAAGGAAUUUAAGGUUUCAAUUUCAAGAAUCACAAAGGCCACCAUGAGCUCAUCAUUACAGUCAAUACCUGGUCCACAACCUACUCUAACACUGGAAGCCUUAAAACAACAUGAUGAGCUAAUGCAAACAGAUGUUCGCCAGUUCUGCUGUCCAUAUUGUGACUUAAGUUGGUGGAGAGUCAUUCCAGCCAACAAGCCAGUGUCCAGAUGUAAAAACUGCCACCUCAGAUUUGAUCCUCUCCCUCGAUCGUGUGAAUUUGGUGUAGGAUUUUUCACCUGUCCUAACACAGACUGCCAAAAUGUUUUUUACACUGACUGUAUGGGAGAUGCUCACAGAGAAUGUCCUGAUUGCUUCUCUAUUGUUGGUGGACCAUACAUCCAUCCCGAUAUUGAACCAAAACAAUAUUAUGGUCAAAUUUGGGCAAGUCAAUAUCAUAUUUCAACCGGAUCCACUUAUGACACAUGGCUCUCACAACCUUCUUCAUUCACUGGUGAUCCAUAUUUUUCCUCUUAUGGUGAACCCCCACCUUCUCCACCAUUGUCACCCCUGCAAACCCGUGCUUGCUCCAGUUCUCCAUUGCUGCGUUAUCCACGACACCCUUCUUCACUCGCUAAUAAUCCAUUUUCCUAUUAUGAUAAACCCUGGUGUUCUCUACCACAGUUACCCCGGCAAACCCGUACUUCAUUAAGUGUACAUUUUCCACGAUGCCCACCACAACCUUCUUCAAUCACUGGUGAUCCACUUUACUCUCCAGUUUCCUCUAGUGAUGAUUCACCUUCUUACUCAUCGUUACCCCUGCAAACACACCGCCAGUACAACCCUAGCUUAAGUUUGAGUCAGCAGGAUUUCGCUGACUACUCAGGGAGGGUCACAUGUUAUCGUGCCCACCCCAGCUCGUUACCUUACCAAUCGUUACCCCGGCAAGUUUCCUCUAGUGAUGAUUCAUAUUCUCACCCAUCGUUACCCCUGCAAACCCGUCGCCAGUACCACCCUAUUUUAAGUUUGAGUCAGCCGGAUUUUGCUGACUACUCAGGGAGAUUUACACGUUAUCGUGCCACCACCAGCUGUGGGUAUGCUAGUCAUGGAUCAACCAAUAGUAGCAUGGGCUCUUCUUGUCUUGCAAGAUAAAGAUGUAACAUACACUAAUUUUUGUAUGGAAAGUUAAAA